GGACCUUCGAGAGAGCUUCUUUGGGAACUGGACUAGUCACAACAGUAUAAAAAUGGUCUUCAGAUUAAUCCCCUCAAAUCCCAAAUAGUAUUUGCCGGGGUGACAGAGCAAAAGCAACAGGAUAUCCUGGAGAGCACAGGCUCGCGAAAGGAGAUUGUAAAUGUCUGGUUGAUAAGAUUGCUGCCAGGAUUACCACUUGGGGAAGCAAGAAUAUCUCUUACGCUGACUGUGCAGGACUUUCCUAUGGGGUGGUUCUAUUGAUCAAAAGAAAAUACCCCCCCGUUAAUUGGGAUGAUGUGUGCACCCCAACGUCCAUGGGUGGCCUGGGCAUCAAAAAUAUCAUGUUAUGGAAUAUGGCAAGUGUAAACUGGGACAUGGCCAAUAAGAAGGACUUGUUAUGGGUCAAAUGGGUUCACUCCAGAUACAUUAAAGAUGGAAAUUUUUGGGAUAUCAACCCUAAGAAUGACUGCCCAUCCUACUGGAAAUCCAUGCUCAAUAUUAGAAGCAAUUUUGAAGGUAUGGACUUACAUAAACCAUAUUCUAUUAGGAGAGGGUACAAGUGGCUCCUUGGCCGGGGAUAGACAGAAACCUCACUGGACAAGAUGGGUAUGGAGCAAAACAACUCACCCUAAGCAUAAGAUCAUUGCAUGGCUGAUAUACCAAAGGAGACUCAAAACCAGAAGCUUCUUACACAGGUUUCUUGACAUUGAAGAUAAAUGUGGAUUAUGUGGUAAGGAAGCUGAAACAAUAAACCAUCUGUUUUUGGAAUGCAAAAUCACUGCUGUCUUGCGUGAAACCGUGUUUGAUGCCUUCGGUAUCAAACUGAAGAGUGCAAUGCUGCUAGACGACAUUGAAAGGGAGCUUCAAAACAUUAAGACAAAGCGGAAGAGGUCCAUUACUACUGCGGUUUUAGCUGCAAACUGGUACAACAUUUGGAAGAUGAGAAAUGCAAAGAUACAUGGUAAAGAGUUCUCGGUCGAAGCUGCAAUUAAAAACACUAUGUUUUUUGUUAAAAGUUUCUCGUUAUACAAUCUAAAGUAGCUUGAUUUCUGGACUGUAAGUGGUUACUAUAUUUGUUGAAUAAAAUAUUGUACAUUUUGUCCAAAAAAAUAAAUAAAUAAAGACUUCUCUU
This is a messenger RNA of Cuscuta campestris, 1132 nucleotides long. The record is from the annotation of a GenBank genome assembly. Lineage: Eukaryota; Viridiplantae; Streptophyta; Magnoliopsida; Solanales; Convolvulaceae.